This is a messenger RNA of Mercurialis annua (annual mercury), 2734 nucleotides long. Its product is annotated as importin subunit beta-3-like. The coding region runs from base 124 to 2400 and encodes 758 amino acids. Gene Ontology annotation, biological process: protein import into nucleus. The transcript is spliced from 10 exons. Lineage: Eukaryota; Viridiplantae; Streptophyta; Magnoliopsida; Malpighiales; Euphorbiaceae. Gene Ontology annotation, molecular function: nuclear import signal receptor activity. Gene Ontology annotation, cellular component: nucleus; cytoplasm. The record is from RefSeq and is a predicted model, not a curated record.
UGACGAAAAAAAAAACCUUUAAAUUUAAAAAAAAACCCAAAAAAAUCCUUAAACCUUGUAUUUGUAAACCCCAAUUAAACCCUCAAACCCCAAUCCUUUCUCAUUCUUCAAAAAUCUCAAACAAUGGGGGAGAUCAUCACACAAUUGGAAAUGGAAGUUACAAAUUUCUCAGCACAAAUGCAAGAUCAAGCAUUUCAAUUUUUAUGCUCAAAUGACAUCAAACCAAUGGAAACCCUGUUCUCGUUUCUAUUUUCCAAUCAACAAUCACAAAUAUCUGAAGCGCAUAAUCUACUCCUCUGCGCUAAACACCACCACCCAGGUCUUCUGUUCAUCAAGCUUCUCUUCAUCCUUAGAUACGCUCCUGAAAUAGACACCCGUUCAAAUUCUGCUUAUGUUCUAAGUUUCUUUAGAGUUCAAAACUUGUGGCCUAAGUUAACUCAUUCGGCUCAAGAAAACAUGAAAACCCAGGUUCUUGAUUUUAUUAAAACAGAGGAUUCGAUGCAUGUUUUAAGGGUUUCUUGCGGGUUUGUGGCAGAAUUACUAGGUGAAGCUUAUAAAUGUAACGGUGAAUGGCCCGAGUUUCUUGAAUUUUUAGAAGGGUUAUUAGCUUCGGGUAUUGAUAAGUUUCAGGAAAUUAGUUUAUUAGUGUUUGCUAAGUUGCCUGAUGAGGGUAGGAGGUUGAUCUGUGUCGCUUUAUUUUCGCGAGUUGAGGUUUUGUAUAAAGGGGUUUUGUCUUCGUUGAAUUCGAAAAAUGUUGAUGUGAAGAUCGCUGCUUUUGGGGCUGUGAUUAGUUUGGUUCAUUUGUUUUCUGUUUCUUUAAAUGUUGAUAGGUUAAACAUUUUGUUGUGUAAGAUGAUGACGGAAUUGUUUGAUUUGUUGAAACGUAGUGAACAGGAAUCUGCUCGACAGGGUUUGCAGGAAUUUGUCAGAUUGGCGAGGGAAGAGCCUCAGGUUUUGAAGUCUUGUGUGAAUUAUUUAGUUUCGGGUAUGCUUAAGAUAGCUGAGAGCGAAAAUCUUAAGGCUGAAACAAAAAUUUGUGCAUUUCAGUUUCUGACGAAUGUACUAAAAGUAAAAGAUUUGGCAUUAGAAUUGCUGAUUCUUCCUUCUGAAAGAUUGUUUCUUAUUGCAAUGGAAAUGCUACCUGGUACCCCUUAUGAUGAUUUGUGGUCUGAGAUGAGAAGUUUGGAGGAUGAUACUCCAAGGGAAAUUGGCACAUAUAGUUGGGGAAUCAAGUUCUUGAGCCAAAUGUCAAACGUUUCAAGUCCCCAAAACAUAGUGUGUAUUGCUUUUAAAAUUUUACCAACUUAUGUGAAUGCAUGUCAGUGGCAGAAACGUGAAGCAGGAAUUACUAUGCUUGCUGUGAUAUCUAACUCUAAGGAGUGCUCGUAUGAAAUUGCACUAAUGGGAGAUUACUUGAACCAAGCUGUGAACAUAAUCACGAAAUCAUUUAAAGAUACUUCUCCCGAAGUUCGCUUAGCAGCUUUUCAUUUUAUGCAAUUACCAACAGAUUUGGUUGGUGUGAUUCAAACUAUUCAUCAUUCAAGGAUUUGGCCUGCAUUUAUUGCUGCACUUGACCGGUCACAGGUUUCUAGAGUAGAGGAAGAAAUUGUCUCUGCAAUUCUCUGUUUUCUAAAGAGUAUCCCUCCAAAUUGCUUGGCUGGCUUCACCAAUCCAGAUGUUUUAACGAGAAGAUUACUUCGGUUGCUAGAGAGGGGUAGAAACAAAAGUGCACAAUGCAGAGCCAUUGCAAUGCGUACUUUUAAUACUCUGGCAGCACAGCUGGAUGGAGUAUGUCUCGAGUAUUGUGCCCGUUACCUUCCAGUCUUGUUACAAGCUUGCAGCGAUACGAAAUCGGAGCUUAAAAAGGAAGCUAUGUAUGGAAUUCGAAUUUGUGUAGAGUUUGGUGGUGCUGCUUUCAGACACCUUAUCAAAAAUGUUCUUAUCACACUAGGCAAUGUGAUUGCAUAUCCUAAUCAAUCAUGUGUGGAGGAUUUGAAGGCAUCUGACAUUGCUGUUAGUGCUGUUGGAAAAAUAUUUGAGUUUCAUCAAGACUUCAUAAAUGAAAUUGAGCUAGUUCCCAUCUGGUUAAACUACUUGCCUCUCAAAAAUGAUUUAACUGCUGCCAAAGAUGUCCAUGAUCAGCUCUGUUCAAUGGUUGAAAGAUCAGAAGGGCAGCUUUUCAAUUCCAAUUAUGAACUCCUCCGAAAAAUUCUCUCUAUUUUUAUUGAGGUUAUUAGUGAAGGAGACAAGUUAGCCACACUGCAAACCUUGGGCAGAAUGAGAAAUUGGCUAAAGCGAAUGUGGGUGACAUAUCCAGAUACUCUGUUGAAUCCAAUUAUAUUCUCAUUACCUGCCAAUCAUCAGCAAGUGCUAAUAAUGGAAAUUGGUUCUGCGAAUUAAAUAUCACAGAAGUAUGUUUACCCUUCCUUGACUUGGUAUAUUUUGCAUACACAGGAGAGCUAGACGAUUUUGUGAAUCUAAAUAGUAUAUAGAAGAGCUUUUGUUGCACAAAUUUUAAAGAAAAAAAGGUCAUACAUGUAGAGACUAGAAUGAAUCAAAUUUAGUUGUGCAGUUCUUAGAUUACAAGUAAUACUUAUAUUGUAGAGAAGAUAGAAAGGAAGAAAGAAUGGCAAGAAAAUGAAUGUUGUAGGAUGAUACCAAUGAUGCAAUCUUAAUGAUUUCAAUGCUUAUAUAGUAAGUUCUGUUAUGACUGAUUGUUCAGUUUUUGUACUUC